This is a messenger RNA of Dendroctonus ponderosae (mountain pine beetle), 3445 nucleotides long. RefSeq names its product GTPase-activating protein (gene RasGAP1). The record is from RefSeq and is a predicted model, not a curated record. NCBI's taxonomy places the organism in Eukaryota, Metazoa, Arthropoda, Insecta, Coleoptera, Curculionidae. Gene Ontology annotation, biological process: regulation of GTPase activity; intracellular signal transduction.
GUAUUUUCUCCAGCCCCGGUCCAGCAAAAACCGUCCAUUUUUGACUCAUUCUACUCCGCCUGGUACGAGACUGUCCAGCGACAACAGUUUGGGUUCUUUGAGGCUGCAAGUUCAAUAUACGGAGGAUCGUGUUUUUCCGGCAGCUAUUUAUGACAAUCUUAAAUCUUUACUUUUACAAAGCUCACCCGCUCAGCCUGUAACGAACAGUUCAGUCUACGUUCUAGGAGAGAUCAUUAUUAACAAGAUAGAAAUAGCGCCUCCAUUAGUUCGUAUCCUGCUCCACUCGGAAAAAGUGGUGCCCAUUAUACGAUCCUUAGCCACUGUGGAAAUAUCCAAAGUAACGGAUCCAACAACCAUCUUCCGAGGCAAUACCUUAGUGUCCAAGAUGAUGGACGAAGCGAUGAGACUUAUUGGACUUCAGUACCUGCAUAAAACCUUAAGACCAACUCUUGAGCUAAUCUUUAGUGAGAAAAAGCCAUGCGAAAUAGAUCCGACGCGAGUGCGGGAUCCUAACACCAUCCAGACCAAUCAGGCGAAUCUGAAAGCCUACAUCCAGAACAUUUUCGACGACAUUACGCAAAGUGCCGUACAUUGUCCGGCUCUAAUGUGCCAGAUUUUCCAUAACUUAAAGGAGUGCGCUAUGCUGUAUUUUCCAAAUAAUAAAGAAGUGAGGUAUUCUGUGAUAUCAGGUUUUAUAUUCUUGAGGUUUUUCGCACCUGCUAUUCUGGGACCCAGACUGUUCGACUUAACUACUCAAGCUAUUGACUGCCAAACAAAUCGGACUCUUACUUUGAUUUCAAAGACGAUUCAGUCGCUAGGAAACUUGGUGAGUUGUCGUUCGACGCAACAAGUAUGCAAAGAAGAAUACAUGGACUGUCUGUACAAGGAGUUUUGUACGGACAUACACAAAACGGCAAUGAAAAAGUUUCUGGAAAUUAUUUCCGCCAACACAUCCAGUCCACAGGCAAUUGAAAACGAUAAGCCUGUAACGCUAAAAGAAGGAGAUGUUACAAGGUUGAUGAUCAAGAGGGCACAAGGCAGGAAGCGGUUUGGACGGAAGAAUUUCAAGCAGAGAUACUUCAAGCUAACGACGCACAAUUUGAGCUAUUCGAAAAGUCGAGGGAAAGAUGCUCUUUGCGAGAUUCCCCUUUCCAACAUUCUCGCAGUGGAACGACUUGCGGAAACGUCUUUCAAAAUGAAAAACAUGUUUCAAAUCGUACAACCAGAACGGGCAUUGUACGUGCAAGCAGCCAAUUGCGUGGAGGAGAAGGAAUGGGUGGAUCUUUUGACUAAAAUUUGCCAGACCAACGCCAACAGGCUGAAGAAGUAUCACCCAUCAGCGUUCAUCAAUGGAGAGUGGAUGUGUUGUAAAUCGCCCAAUGAGCUGGCGCCCGGUUGCAGCGAAGUCUCUCAAGUGGACAGCAACAACUACCACAUGACUCUUGAUCCGGAGAGAGAUCUUCAGCGGAUCCACUCUUUGAUUAUCGGGCAUAUACCGCAUUUGGAGAAGUACAUUCAAGUGCUGGAGGAGCGGGAGCCGAUGAUAUGUGACGUUCUGAAGAAGUUGCACGAGGUGGCUUUCGAAAUCGAAUAUCAGCAUCGGAUCUACAAGAGGGCGUUGGACAGGAAUACCAAAUACGGAAGCUUGGCGACUCCAAUUGGAGAUGAUAAUUAUCUACUAGCAUCUCGAAUGAAUCUGGAUCCAACUGUUGUUCUGCGUGGCAUGACCACGACCGAAUCGACGUUAUCAUGAGUAAGUUUAGCGAUCGCCAAUUUUAUUUUAGCGAUAAUAUUCAUAUAACAGACGGAACAGAGUAUAAUAUUUGUAUAGAAAUUUCGACUCUAGAGAUUCUCAAAUUUAAGACUGCUAUAAUAAUACAUAUUUCGUAAGCAAGAACGCCAGUGUUAAUAUUCUAAAUAUAUGACGAUAUAUUUCCUGUUCGGUGAAUCAGGAAUGUAUUUCUCCACUUGCCAUUUUGCAGAUGUAUAUUACGUAUGAACCGCUUAACAUUAAGUGUACAAUCCCUAGAGAGGUUUAUUAUGCAAACUACUUACAUGUGCUGCACAAUGUUUGGUUUAACAGGGCAAUUUUUCAUGACUCCAAAUGACUUUUACGUUUUGUAUAUAGAAUACAUUAAUUAGGUACGAAUAGAGUUUAAUAUAUUUUAAAUACAUAUAGUGAACAUAUUUUUUUAUUAGUGGGUGGAAAUUUUGCAUAUAAUUGACAAUCAAAAUUUGUUGGGCUGUACAAAGUGUUUGCUGAUCGACGCAAAUGCACAAUUGGAAGCAAAACUCUUCUGUAUAAAGACAAGAUUUAACCGAUUAGAAUUCUGCUUCCGAAAAUGAACCACCAAAUUAGGUACAAAAAGGUGCGCUGCCCUAUAUCUAACUUAAUUAUUAAAUAUUGAUGUUUAGUGAAGAUUUUAUUGUGUGUAUUGUCAUUAAAAAGCGCUUUAUUGUAUUAUAAACAAUAUUUUUUCAAUCACAUGUUUUAAUGUGGACUUUUACUUUAUGGAACGAUACUCGGAUAUCAUUUCACUGGUCAUAGAGGCUCGAAUGUCGUAACUACACUAAUUAACCCAACACUCGUUUUAAGCUUAAUUUAUCUCAUUGUGUUUAGCAUUUUUGGACACUUGGACACAACUUGCGUAAUUGUUUCGGUUUCUUAUGGAUAGAAGUACAAACCCGUGUCUUAGAUACUGUACAGCCUUUAUAGGAUAACAUGUAUAAUUAAAAGUCCAAGUUAAGCAAUAACAAAAUAGAGUGACUACAUUUAGGUGUAUAUUUACUACUUUAGGACUUACAGUCGUAUAUUUUUGUCUUCCCUGUAUACUUAAGGCCUCGUUAUCAUCAUGUAGAAAUUUACCUAUUAGGACUUGACAUUGUGUUGACUGUAUUAAAGGCAAAUUGAGGAUAUAAAACUUUACAGCACAUGAAAAAAUGUACAUUUCUGUAUAAUUUUUUUUUAAUUAUCAGACGGAGCAUUUAUGUUAUAACGCAAGGUGCGCUUUAAAGUUGAAACUGCUGGAUAAUUCGCUAGAAAAUUAUUAUUUUCUACAAAUAGGUAAAAACAGCGGAUUUGGUUUGUCUCGGUUUUCAAGAGGCAAAUUACUACAUCAAUUUAGAACCAAUAUAGUUGAAAAUCUCCCAAAAUAUCUCCUCAUCUAUGUAUAAAUUGAUUGGAAUUAAAACUCGCCUUGUUAUUUUAUUCUUAUGUCCAGAGAAAGAUUUAGGUAUUGUUCAUCAAACGAAUCUUAAAUCUAGUUUUAUUGGUAAAAUUUACCCACUUUGUUGUAUAUUGGUACUGAUGUUUUGCAUUUUAAAUCAUUGUUCUUUUUAACGUAUUAUUAACGAAUGUAAAUUAUUGCAAAUGUAUGUUGUUUUUUUUAUAGGUUUGUCUGUGGAUAUUUUUGUUGUACAAAACUAUAAUAAACCUUCAAACAAU